CAACUUUAACUGCAUUGUGAGAUUCUGAUCACUCAAUGUAUGUGAAAUUUGUUUUAUUAUUUUUUUUAUUAUGUGGAAUAAUGGAUCUUUGUGCCGUCCUCUAAUGUGGAUUUGUGCAUCUGGAUUUCGUCUCUUCUGCUGUCGGUAUAACGGGCCAUGACUGUGAAAGCAGACUCAAAGUCGAGACAGUGACAUUUAUCACCAGCAUCAUUCACACGCAAAGAGUGAAUUAUCUCGCCGGCCUCAUACAGACGGCACUCAGCAGCACAUAACCUCAGGACACCACACGCCCGACGCCACCCGACAGCACCAGCGUUUCAGAGAGAUUGAAUAAUCGCAGAAGUCUCCUUAAUUCACACACUGAAGAUGAUGGAGUGUAAAAUCACACUGCUGGACGGUACAGACUACACCUGCACUGUAGAGAAAAGAGCGAAAGGACAGGUGCUGUAUGAUAAAGUUUGCGAUCACCUCAAUCUUCUGGAGAAAGAUUACUUCGGCAUCACGUACCGGGACGCUGAAAGCCAAAAGAACUGGCUGGACACAUCCAAAGAGCUGAAGAAACAGAUUGGAACUGGUCCCUGGAACUUUGCCUUCAACGUGAAGUUCUACCCUCCAGAUCCCGCACAGCUAUCUGAAGACAUCACCAGAUAUUACCUGUGUCUGCAGCUGCGAGAUGAUGUGGUAUCUGGCCGUUUACCGUGUUCUUUCGCCACUCUCUCGCUGUUGGGCUCUUAUACAGUUCAGUCUGAGGUGGGAGAUUAUGACGCUGACCUGCAGGGACCCGGAUAUGUCAGCGACGUGCGUUUGGCCCCCGAUCAGACCAAAGACUUGGAGGAGAAAGUCAUGGAGCUUCACCGCAGCUACAAAGGAAUGAGUCCUGCUGAAGCUGAGAUGCUGUUCCUGGAAAACGCAAAAAAACUCUCCAUGUACGGAGUUGACCUGCAUCAUGCCAAGCUGGUCGGCCGUCUGUUUGAGUGCUUUGCAGCGGCGCAGGAGGAGGACUCUGAGAGUGUGGAUAUCAUGCUGGGCAUUUGUUCCAGCGGCCUCCUCGUCUACAGAGAUAAACUGCGCAUCAAUCGCUUCGCCUGGCCCAAAAUCCUCAAGAUCUCCUACAAGAGGAACAACUUCUACAUCAAAGUCCGACCUGGAGAGUUGGAACAGGUCGACAGCACAAUCGGAUUUAAACUACCGAAUCACAAAGCGGCGAAGAGACUCUGGAAAGUUUGUGUAGAGCAUCACGCCUUCUUCAGGCUGGUGUCCCCCGAAGCUCCUCCCAAACGCUUCCUGUCACUGGGGUCAAAGUUCCGUUACAGCGGACGAACACAAGCACAGACUCGUCGGGCGAGCUCUCAGAUCGCACGUCCCGCCCCUCAGUUCCAGCGUACGAGCAGCAGACGACACACCGUCGCUGUCAGCAUGGACACCACUCCAGCGGUUAACCAUGACAACGUGAAGAACUCCAAGCCUGUGGUUGCUACGGAUGACCUCAUCGCCACAGAAACGCCGGAGAAGAAAGUAGAGGAGGUGAACUCGGUGGAGGAGGAGACUAAAACUGACGAAUCAGAACAAGCCCCGCCCACUUCGGUCACCAAGAUGUCUUCUGAGGUUAAAACAGACCCUGAAGAUGUUUCGGAACGGUCGGAUCAUGUGACUGAUGCCGCUGAGAGUUCAGUUGAGCUACAGGAUGAGGUGUUUUGGGAGUCAGGGGUCAUAGAGGAGGUAAAGGAGCUGCCACCUUCAUGUGAACAUCAUGAGGAGCAGGUGUUGACUCCUGAGGCUGAGGAACCUACAUCAAAGACCAUAACUGAGAAGACCACAGAGAGAGAGAUCCAAUGUGUGGAGAAGACGCAGUAUGAGGAUGAGAGGCCAGAACAUAUGAGCUCACCAACCUCUCUUGGUGAAAAAGAGAAGUACAUGAUGGCAUUGAAUGAAGCCAUCGCAGUGGGUAGACGCUCUGCACGUUCUUCUAGUGUUGAAGAUGAAGGUAUAGUUGAAAGAAAGGUGAAAAAAGUUGCCAUUCUGGAAGAUGCAGUGGGAGCCAAAAGCUGUUUUGAACCCGUAAUGGGUUGGGCAGUAGCUGGGGAAUCUGAUUGGUUUCCUGUACAAACCUCUGAGAAGAUCAAAGAGAUUCUUGCUGGAAACCAAGAAAUGACGUGCCAUGAAGAAGAUGAUGAUGGUGGUGCUGUAGAAAUGGACAAACACAUUGUCCAUUCCUGGGAGCAGGAAGACCCAAUUAUUGACUUUGAAGAAGAGAUCAAGGAAACUGAACACGGUGCCCUGGAAGAGAUCUCUUUAGAUACUCAAGACGAGGAGCAGUUGAUGUUGAAGAAUGUGAACUCUAAUGAGAUGUCGGUAUUAUACAAUGACAACGUUGAGAAUUCCUAUCAAGAAUGGGUUGAAGAAGUGGUUGGGGUGAUUAAGAACUUUGAUUAUUCUCAACACUUGGACUUUAAUGAAGAGGAACCUGUAGAGGAACCCAUCAUCUUGGAGACCCAAGUUGAGAGGCAGAUCUGUGGAGAAAUAGAUGAACGGACUGCUCAGAUCUGGGAUAAUGAACAUCAAAAUAUUGAGUUUGAAGAGGAGAUCAAGGAAACUGUAAUGGAUACUCCCUUUGUGAGAGAAGAAACCCAAGAUGAAGAGGAGAAUGUGAACUCUAAUGAGAUGUCAGUGUUGUUCAAUGAUAGCAUUGAGAAUUCUGGUCAAGGGUGGGUUCAUGAAGUGGUUGGGAACAUUGAGAAGUUUAAUUAUUCUCCACACUUGGAAUUUAACGAAGAGGAACCUGUAGAGGAACGCAUCAUCUUGGAGACACAAUUUGAGAGGCAGCUCUGUGGAGAAAUGGAUAAACAGACCGUCCAGAUCUGGGAUCAAGAACACCAAAGGAUUGAGUUUGCAGAGGAGAUCGAGGAAACCGAAAUGGACACUCCCCUUGGUAGAGCAGAAACCUCUUCAGUAACCCAAGACAAGGAGGAGAUUUUGGAGAAUGUGAACUCUAAUGACAAGUCAGUAUUGUCCUAUGACAACGUUAAGAAUUUCGAUGAAGAGUGCAUUGAUGAUACAGUUGGGGACAGUGAAAAGUUGAAUUAUCCUCAGCACUUGGACUUUAAUGAAGAGAAACUUGUAGAGGAAACCAGCAUCUUGGAAACCCAAGUUGAGAGGCAGAUCUGUGUAGAAAUGGAUGUACAGACCGUCCAGAUCUGGGAUCAAGAACACCAAAGGAUUGAGUUAGCAGAGGAGAUCAUGGAAACUGAAAUGGAUAUUCCCCUUGGGAGAAAAGAAACCUCCUCAGAAAGCCAAGAUGGGGAGGAGUUGUUGGAGAAUGUGAACUCUGAGAUGUCAGUAUUGUCCUAUGACAACUUUGAGAAUUCUGAUCAAGAGUGGGUUGAUGAAGUGGUUGGGGGAUGUGAAAAGUUCAAUUAUCCUCAACACUUGGACUUCAAUGAAGUGGAUCCUGAAGAGGAACCCAUCAUCUUGGAGACCCAAGUUGUGAGGCAGCCCUGUGAAGAAAUGGUUGAACACACUGAGCCGAUCUGGUAUCAAGAACAUCAAGGUAUUGAGGAAAAUGAAAUUGAUACCUCCUUUGGUAGAGAAGAAACCUCUUCAGAAACCCAAGAUGAGGAGGAGAUGUUGAAGAAUGUGAACUCUAAUGAGAUGACAGUAUUGUCCUAUGACAAUGUUGAGAAUUCUGAUCAAGAUUGGGUUGAUGAAGUGGUUGAGGACAGUGUAAAGUUCAAAUAUCCUCAAGAGUUGGACUUUAAUGAAGAAGAACCUGUAGAGGAACUCAUCAUCUUGGAGACCCAAGUUGUGAGGCAGCCCUGUGGGGAAUUUACACUUCAUACAAAGUAUGUAUCAUUAUCUGAAGUAAACGAAAGAGCAGCUCAACCUCAAGAGAAGACGGUCUACUUUGAAGACAAAGCAUUUCCUUUACCUACCCAUUUGGACGAGCAGUCAAGGUGUCAAAAGUCCAGAAUUAUGUGUAAAAAUGAAGAGGAAGGAAGCGAGUUGGAUUGUGGACCAAACAAAGAGGAAGAUAUACAGGAAGUAGAUGAGGUGAAGCUGGAAGUGCACACAUCUUCUACAGUACCUCCUCUAGAGUCAGAGGAGCCGGUGUUGGAUGGGAAGGUUGAAGACGUUCCUUUAGUUCACACCGAGACCAAGACCAUCACAUAUGAGUCAUCGGAGGUUGAUGCCAAUGGUGACUCAGAUCCAGGGGUUUUAAUGAGCGCUCAGACCAUCACAUCAGAGAACAACAGUACUACAACCACCACACACAUCACAAAGAUGGUGAAGGACGGAAUUUCAGAGACACGGAUUGAAAAGCGGAUUGUAAUCACAGGAGACACAGACAUCGACCACGACCAGGCUCUGGCUCAGGCCAUUAAAGAAGCCAAAGCGCAGCACCCAGACAUGUCUGUCACUAAAGUAGUGGUACAUAAAGAGACGGAGAUGCCACCUGCUGCAGGUGAAGUGUCAAUCACACAGGAAUAAAGUCCAAACUUUCCCCUGGUGGUCAUCAGCUGAGAGUACUAGCCCACGCCUUGUUACCUCAGAUGACACAAGCAGUCAGAUUUCGCUCCGACGCAUCAUCAGCUCCGCCCAGACGCCACCGAACACGUGACCUACAGUGAGAAGAGUUUCAACCCAGAAAUCCAAUUUACACUCUGUUCUCCAAAACCUAUAAAAGGGGAAAAGUAACAUUUCCACACAAAAGAAAAUGCCUUGCAUUAUUCUGUGAUUUUGUUUUUUUCAAAAUUAUUCAAAAUGUGUUUAAUUAAUGCAACUUCAGUUUAUUUAUAGUCCAACACUCCGAAGUGGAGGAUGUCGAUACAUUGAAACAUUUUGAUUUGUAUGAAAGAUAAAAGCAACAACAAAAAAAGACCUCAAUAUGCCAAAAUGUUGCUAUUUUGUAGCCCGUUUGGGAAACAUUUUUGAUCAGGUUAACAUAUCAAGCAUUGGUUUUUAAGUCCUGUAUAAAGUGUUUAAGGUUGUUAGUUAAGAAAACAGAAACUACUACCCCUAAUGAAUUCAGAUACUUAUUUCUACUUGAAUCAAAAAAGUAUUUUUAUCACAAUGGUUGUUUCACAGUUGUUGUUGUUGUUGUUUUUCUUACACCAAAUGACUAUACGUUAUAACGUAAAUAGAAGACAUGCAAAAAAUGAAAACAUUUGAUGAUGCCACUAUAUUAAGGGCUGCUUUUGGUAACUUUGAAACCCAUAAAGGUUUAUUUUUUACUCUGUCUGUUUAGUGCAGUCACAGAAUGGAUCAGAACCGCACCGGGCGUGCUUUGGUUUGGUACUGAAGUUUAGAAUGAAGUGUUUGCUGUAGAAAUCUCUAGAUUGUUUCUUAAAUAUGACCCUACAUGUGAAAGAUCAGUGGGGUAGUAUGUUUCUAGUAGAGUGUGUAACGAGCAGGCCUUGAACCCGGUGCUGUUAGAACCAUUGUACCACCCCUAACACACAGCACCUCUGCAUAUGAAAGCAAAAAACAACAACGACGAAUGCAAUUGAUGUGAUUCAUUUUGAGUUUUUAUUUUGGAAUAAUACUGCUGAAAUCAA
Messenger RNA from Myxocyprinus asiaticus (Chinese sucker), 5552 nucleotides. RefSeq names its product band 4.1-like protein 3. Gene Ontology annotation, cellular component: cytoskeleton; plasma membrane. The record is from RefSeq and is a predicted model, not a curated record. The transcript is spliced from 20 exons. Gene Ontology annotation, molecular function: actin binding; structural molecule activity. NCBI's taxonomy places the organism in Eukaryota, Metazoa, Chordata, Actinopteri, Cypriniformes, Catostomidae. The coding region runs from base 367 to 4485 and encodes 1372 amino acids.